AUGGAGCCCCUUCUCUUCUCGCACCAAAACAUCUACAUCUCCCUCGCCUCUGCUAAAGCUAAGCACAGGCCAGGAAAUAGUAGUAGUACUGUCUUCCAAGGAAGCCAAAAUAUGCAGCAGCCACGUGAUGCGGCCGGCACCAAUGGCGGUGGCGGCUUCUCCUGGGUGUUCGUCCCCGUGAUGUUCGUCUUGCUCACCUUCAACUCCGUCAUGGCGGUGUACCACUCCCGGGGCGACGCGGCGAUGGUCGCCUUCGUCGCCACCUCCUACGCGGACCUGCUUCUACUCUUCUUCAGCCUCUGGCUCUACAAGAGGGCCACCCUCGGCUCCACCCGGAGGAACCGGCUCAAGGCAUCAGUGUGGAUUCUCACCACCAUGCUCACCUUCGCCUUCUCCUACAUGGUCAUGGGCGCGGCCGGGCUCACCCUCCCCGUGGCGCUGCUCGUUUGGUUCAUCGCGGCGGCCACCGGGAUCGGUGCCUUCUCGGCCUUCUUUGAGCAGGGCAGAAUCAACCCAGCACCACCGGGUGAACCCAUGCUGCUGCCACCGGUGUAGCCCAAGCUAGGAAUUACUAUAAGGGGAUAUGCUUUUGUGAUUCAUUCAGACGCAUGGAUUUUGCGAAGUUGUCAGGUUACGAUGGAGUUCAUACAUUGCUGGGUGGUUGUCUUGUACAUAGUUUUCUUCAGAAUCAUGAGCCGGUGCGUCUCAAGAAUAAAGAGAUAACGUGAUCUUCGUGGAAUCAUCAGCCGCUGUAUUUGUCCGUUCUAGGCGUGCGUCUAGAUAGUAUUGUGGUCAUGUGAGAUGUGACCACCAGGGAAAUAAAUGAAUUGAGCACUUGAAAAACAAGAU
Messenger RNA from Triticum dicoccoides, 849 nucleotides. RefSeq lists its product as uncharacterized. The record is from RefSeq and is a predicted model, not a curated record. NCBI's taxonomy places the organism in Eukaryota, Viridiplantae, Streptophyta, Magnoliopsida, Poales, Poaceae. The transcript is spliced from 2 exons. Bases 1 to 555 code for a protein of 184 amino acids.